Molecule: messenger RNA, 1264 nt
Organism: Podospora bellae-mahoneyi
Lineage: Eukaryota; Fungi; Ascomycota; Sordariomycetes; Sordariales; Podosporaceae
Exons: 2
Coding region: 677-1264 (195 amino acids)
Biological process (GO): regulation of DNA-templated transcription
Source: RefSeq, a predicted model, not a curated record
AUUUCCCCAUCCUAUCUUUUACAUACACACUGACAUCCCAUUCCAACACCUUCAGAAGCCCAUCAUCCGCCAACAUCACCAACAACAACCAAUCAUCAGCCCGCAUGGCUCAGUGGUAGAGCGUGUCACUAGUAAUGACAAGGUCGUCAGUUCAAUUCUGGCUGUGGGCAUCUAGACUUUCUUUUUGAAACUCUAUUUUUGACGACUCCAUCUUCAUGUUGUGUGUGGUGGAGUCUGUGGUUCAGGAAGGUUACAUCUUUGUGCGGCUCUAGCUACUGUCGGGUUAGGGUUGAGCGAGUGGCCCUAAAUAGAGGUCAAGACUACCUGCGCCGUGUUCUUACUUUCCCUUCACCGUGCACGAUGCAGGUAACUUCCGACUGGGCUCGGGGCCAAACUGGAUGGCUCCGAGUGCACUCGGUAGGUCACCUCAGAAUUCGCAACGGACUCCGGUGCCAGGUGUAACGGUCUCUGUUAGUCUCCGACAGCGGUACGUCCGUAGCACGACAGGUUCAUUCGCCGCGCGGUGAGCUCGGUCCGGCCAGCAACGGAGGGAAUUGAGUCCAGGAUGGUAUAAGUAAGUCCCCCAUCCACACCUUUCUUUUGCUCGAGUAUCUUGAUCAACACACAGUCACUCAAUCAUUUCAGCAACGACAUCAACGCUUCCAUCAAGACCAAGAUGUCCCCCAAAACCCUCCGCAUCGGCGUCCUCCUCGAGCUAGUCCAGCUCUCCGACAUCAUGGGCAUCGAUCUCUUCGGCAACCUCUCGGCCAGCUACUUGAACCAGGUCCUUCCUCUCGACCCCAAGUUUGGCGCCUUUACCCCUCACGCAAUGAACAUUGAGUUCUUUUACAUCGCCUCCUCCCUCGAACCGGCAACCACCACGCCCCCCAACGCCUCCCUGCCAAACUCCAUCGGCGGGUUCAGAUUCUUGCCCAAUGUGACCUAUGAUGACUGUCCGAGGGACCUUGACAUCAUCCUCAUUGGCGGCCCGCUGCCCACCCAUAGACCUGAAGCAGCGGACAGGUUCAUGAAGGAGGCCUGGGGCAAGACGAGGGUGUGGAUGACGACUUGCAUUGGGAGCUUGUGGCUGGCUUCGACUGGGUUGUUGGAGGGGAAGAAGGUGACCACCAACAAGGAGUUUUUGCCUGUGGCGCGAGCGGGAUUUCCCGGCACCGAGUGGGUUUACCAGAGGUGGGUGGUGGAUGAGAAGCCUUAUGAGGGGGAUGGCAAGGGGAGCUCUGGACAGCGGGAGGGCGGGGGCUGA